UUUUCUUUUUUUCUUUUUUCUUUCCUUUACUUUAGUUUUAUCUUGGCAAGAUGACCAUUUAUUAUACCACAACAUUCUUUAUUCUCGUUAUCGAGAUGAUUGUCUUUUGUAUUCUUGUUUUACCUCUUCCCUCUCGUUGGCGUAGAGCCUUAUUCAAGUUUGCUUCUACUUCACCUUUGGUUGGCAAAGCUUUGAACACGUUGAGAAUUAUCUUUGGAUUUAUCUUUGUCUUGUUUAUUGAUGCUGUUAACCGUUUACAACGUAUUGAGGAAGGAGAAGAAAAUCACAACCACGAUUAUGGAUAUGAAGUAGGUUUGAAGGCAAGAAAGUUUUAUGCUCAAAGAAACCUUUAUUUGACUGGUUUUACUCUCUUUUUAUCUCUUAUCCUCGAACGUACAAGUAGUUUGAUCAUUCAAAUGUUAAAGAGAGAAGAGGAAUUAGAAUAUGCCAAGGAGGAGCAUGUAUCCACUACUCAAGAUCAAGAACGUUUAGAGAAUAUGGAGGCAACUUACAAAAAUAAGAUUGCCGCGCUUAAACUUGAAGUAGAUGAAUUGAGAAAGCAAGAAAAGGACAUGGAAAAUUUGAAGAAGCAGGUUGAACAGCAAUCUGAAGAAUACAGUCAAUUGGUCAAUAGGCAUGAAGCAUUGCAACAACGAGCAAAAGAAUCUAAAAAGGAUAUUUAAAAAAGAGAGAGAAAGCAUAUGAUUGUUUAAUGCCAAAAAAAUAAAAUAAAUAGUUGUUAUAUUACACAUUUUUAAGCAGACACUGCCUCAGGCAUUGCUACGAACGUUGUUUCAUCGUCUUCUUCGUCUGCAAAAUCGUCUGGAUCGUAAAUGACUCGAAUGAUUAGAGAACAAGAAGGACAUCGAGCAACAUCUUCUCCAUCCCUUAGAUCAUCCACCGAGAUUUCAAACCUGUCUCCACAAGGACAUGGAUAUGUAUAGAUUCCUUCUUCCUCAUUAAAAUCCAUGUCUUCGAUUUCAAUCUCAUCAUAAAAGGAUGUCAUUGUGGGUAUAGAAU
Rhizopus microsporus ATCC 52813 is the source of this 1020-nucleotide messenger RNA. Its product is annotated as endoplasmic reticulum protein. The record is from RefSeq and is a predicted model, not a curated record. The coding region runs from base 51 to 683 and encodes 210 amino acids. The transcript is spliced from 9 exons. Lineage: Eukaryota; Fungi; Mucoromycota; Mucoromycetes; Mucorales; Rhizopodaceae. Gene Ontology annotation, biological process: endoplasmic reticulum to Golgi vesicle-mediated transport; intracellular protein transport. Gene Ontology annotation, cellular component: endoplasmic reticulum membrane; endoplasmic reticulum.